AUGGAAUAUCACCAAUUCCUUUCAAUCUAGGUAUUUUCGAAUAGAAAAUUCAGGAAAUUAUUUGUGAACCUAAUCAAGAUCAAAAACCUGAUUAAAAAAGAGAGUCUCCAAACUAAUCUAAAAAAACCAAUAUAUAUAUAUGAUCUAAAUUGAAUACUUACAUGAAUAAUAUUUGGUCAAGUUUAUGCCCUAAAAACACAAAUUGCCAUCAAGUCGCAAAGUAUUCUUGUAACAAACUCUGGACAAGAUUCUCCAACUUAAACUUAAUAGAAUGAAUCACUGAUAAUAAAGUCAUAAGAUAAAUCAUAUCAUAAUAUCAAAUUGAUUUAUGAUGAAUAUGUAAGAAAUUAUUUAAGAAUAGCCUCCAAUUACAGAAAUAAUGAAUUUAAAAGAAAAACUAAAGUUAAUAGAUCAAGUUCACUUCAGUCUGAAAAGGAAAAUGUGUAAUAUUUUGGAGAUGUGAAAUUUAAUAUGAAAUGUAGCUUUGGUAAAUAGUUUGAUAAAAAUAACUUAAGGUAUUACUAAGAUGAAUUUCUAUGGAUCAAUUUCAUGGUUAAGGUGCUUAAAUUAGUAAGAUUGUACAAGUAAUUUUCAUAUUUUCUAAUCUAGCAAGGUAUAUUUUUUUAGGAGAGCUAGCAGAGGAGGCAUUUCCCUUCUUAUCGCGAUCUUAUGAUUUGAAAAUACAAACUUUCCAAAAUUAUCUAAAUGGGGCAACAUUUACAGGACUAAUUGAUGAUAAAGGAUAAAAAAGUGGCAUUAGAAAAUAUAUUUGGAAAGUUGGGUCUACAUAUAUUUUGGUGAAUUCUUUGGUGGUAGUUUUAAUGGAUUUGGCUAAAUGA
Messenger RNA from Paramecium octaurelia, 839 nucleotides. NCBI's taxonomy places the organism in Eukaryota, Ciliophora, Oligohymenophorea, Peniculida, Parameciidae. The record is from the annotation of a GenBank genome assembly.